AUGGCUCACACCAACCGAAGUUUUUCAGAAAUAUCGAUUUUCUGUUUUGGUAGUGCAAUGGCUCUCGGUUUCGCCUAUAUCUAUACCGUCAUAAUUUUCUGUCCAAUUCUUUACUACUGCUCACUGGAGGAGUCUAAAGAAGCUCAUGAAGGUUGCUUCAGGCGAAAGGGAAAGCGAUUCUUUCAUGCCGUUCUCCGAGGUUACAGUUGCGUGCUCACGGAUCGUCGUGUAGCUUUAGCACUACUCACCGGAACUAUUGUCUACUGGUACUUUGGUAUCAUGGGUACGAUAAGCAUUACAGCAAAGUUGGAUACCGAAAAAAUCUUGCCAAAGGACACUCCCAUUCACAGGCCGAAUCGCCUUGUGGAGAACAUAGUUUGGGCUGAGUACUAUCCUGUGACGAUCAUCGUAAACAACCCCAUAGACGUGCGCGACGUGAAUCGACUGAAUGAAGUGAACGCCUUCGUGGCUGAAUUCGAGAAUCUUUCCACUUGUCGAGGCUCCAACUUUACGAUGUUUUGGUUGCGUGACUAUAUCGACUACUAUUGGGGAGUUGGCGUGAACGAUUUUGAUUUUUAUUUUGAUGCUGAUGAAUAUCCAGACGAAAAAGAGUUCGGUUAUAAGAAACUUCCUGGAUUUCUGGGUAAUCCGCUCUACAAGCAUCACAAGGCCUUCCUCAAUCUCGACUACAACCAAACGUAA
This is a messenger RNA of Haemonchus placei, 702 nucleotides long. The record is from the annotation of a GenBank genome assembly. NCBI's taxonomy places the organism in Eukaryota, Metazoa, Nematoda, Chromadorea, Rhabditida, Trichostrongylidae.